AUGCACAGCAUUACACGUCACAAGGCCACGGGCCAGCUGGGUGGUAUCCUUUUUAAGCAGACUGAAACUGCUAAGCCUUCAUUGGUCAAAAGGAUUGCAACUGCUGCUGAUGAGGCAUCUGCAGAGGCUGCCACCAAGUUACUGCCAGCCCCACCUUCUGGAUGCUUAUAUAAGCUCAAGUCCAAGGACCAGCCGGGCCGUAACCAUCCAAGGGUUCGGCGCUACGCACCAGUAGUACCUCCCAUGUUUCCUUCACCAUCCCGAUGCCGAGCUUGCGGGAAUAUGGCGGGCCCAUGUACAUACCCCGCAUAUAACACCUCCUAUGGCUCUAUCUACCUUUCUAAUAACUCCUUCACAGAGUUACAGGUAUGUAUUCUCAGUGGUUUAGCAUGAAUUGGCAUAUAGUAAAGUCUUGUUUUUAGUCUUCCUGCUUC
Lolium perenne is the source of this 434-nucleotide messenger RNA. Lineage: Eukaryota; Viridiplantae; Streptophyta; Magnoliopsida; Poales; Poaceae. The record is from RefSeq and is a predicted model, not a curated record.